CCAAGCCCGUUUUCCACAAGAAGGCCAAGACUACCAAGAAGAUUGUCCUUCGUCUUGAAUGUACCGCCUGUAAGUACAAGAUGCAACUCGCCAUCAAGAGAUGUAAGCACUUCGAAUUGGGUGGUGACAAGAAGACCAAGGGUGCUGCUCUCGUUUUCUAAGUUGUUUAUUUUUAUUUGCUCUCUUGAAAAUAAAUACAUUCAAUUUUUGUACCUUUCUCUUUUAUGUUUCUAUUUAAACGUAGUUUUAGUAGCGAGUGUUUGAAAAAGUAUACCGUACCUCAACUCAAGUCGGUUGCUAUCUUGAGUGGUGUUGCUUCCAGUGGUAAUAAACCCGAGAUCAUUGAUCGAUUGUCCCAUCACUUUACAACAACCUCAACACCAACACGAUCUGUUCUCUCAUUUGAUCUAGGGUAUCGAAACUUGGCCUAUUGUCACCUCGAUCAUGAGGCUAAUGUGCUAGACUGGGCCAAGAUCGAUCUUGAUUUACCUUCUUUCCAUCCGUCUGUUGUGGCACCCAUCAUUCGAGAAUUUAUCGAUCAGAACGUGAUCAAGAAUCUCAAGACAGUAGAUAAAGUACUUGUGGAACAGCAGAGAGCACGUACAGGGGGUGCUCAUGCUGUGCUUGAGAAUACAUUACGCGUCAAUUGUGUGGAAGCUAUUUUAUGGUGUGGUCUUUAUGAAGCCACCGAAUCCAUUCAGCGAGAUAUCCAAAUGAUGCCUAUUCCGAGACAAUCUGUAGACCGUGCUUGGCAACUUGAAUUAGAUGCCAUUGUUGCUGAAAAUCCAGCUCGAUUUCUUAAAAUCAAGCAGGGCUAUUAUCAAAAGAAACAAGCAAGUGCUUUAUUAGUUCAAAAAUGGCUCGAUACAAACACGACUGUGCAAUGCAACCAAGAAUUCAAGACAAUGUACGAGCAAGCUAAAAAGAAAGAUGAUCUAAGUGAUUGCUUAAUACAAGCAUUGGCUUGGUACAGAUGGGAAAGAUUCACCAAAGAAUUUAUUGAAAUAAACAACUAAUUGACUGCAAUGCCUCUUCCAUGCUUGUCUACGAAACUCGCAUGCAAUGUUACUGCAUUAAAACUGCCCAAAGUAGCUCUAGCAAGUUCUUGCAUAGUUGCUGCAUCCAAAAUCAAAAGGAAGCAAGAUUCACUACCAUUCUUGAGCGUCGUGUUGACAAUCGACAUAAUCACACCAUCGUCUUCUGCAGUAGCAUUAGGAUGAGGAAUAAAGAUAGGCUCUGCACAAGAACAGCCAGGUUCGUCCCAGAUUUUGGCGUUGCUUUGUUCGUCUGUAUUAGGACCUGAGUAAGGAUGGU
This is a messenger RNA of Gilbertella persicaria, 1314 nucleotides long. RefSeq names its product ribonuclease H-like domain-containing protein. The record is from RefSeq and is a predicted model, not a curated record. Lineage: Eukaryota; Fungi; Mucoromycota; Mucoromycetes; Mucorales; Choanephoraceae. Gene Ontology annotation, cellular component: mitochondrion. Bases 225 to 1016 code for a protein of 263 amino acids. The transcript is spliced from 2 exons. Gene Ontology annotation, molecular function: crossed form four-way junction DNA binding; DNA endonuclease activity; Y-form DNA binding.